Messenger RNA from Sphaeramia orbicularis (orbiculate cardinalfish), 3117 nucleotides. Its product is annotated as WW domain-containing adapter protein with coiled-coil-like. Lineage: Eukaryota; Metazoa; Chordata; Actinopteri; Kurtiformes; Apogonidae. The transcript is spliced from 13 exons. The record is from RefSeq and is a predicted model, not a curated record. Gene Ontology annotation, cellular component: nucleus. Gene Ontology annotation, biological process: regulation of autophagy; positive regulation of TORC1 signaling. Gene Ontology annotation, molecular function: RNA polymerase II complex binding; chromatin binding. Bases 291 to 1889 code for a protein of 532 amino acids.
UUAGCUCCACUCCUCCGUCGCUGUUUCCUCCUGUCUGUCUCUGCUGCGUUUUCUUGACCUACAUCGGCCGAGUCAAGCGCAUUCCGUGUCUACAUGCCAGAUGAUGCGCUGAGGGUGGUUUUUCAGAAACACCACCCGCUAUGCAGUGCUUUCGCUCGGUGCUCGGCGUGUAGGUGUCCGUCUGCGGGUAGACCGUGUCCAGAGAUCAGGAAGCCGAAGAAAAGAGAACUGAGAGCGGACAGGAGGCCACGGUUCCCCCUCACACACAUACACACAUCACCGCGGCCUUGAUGGUGAUGUAUGCAAGGAAACCAGCAAGAGUCAGCGAUGGGUGCAACGACAGAAGGGAUUCGCAAUCCUAUCAGACCCAUAAAUCUCAGCCAAAGAGCCAGUCCAGCAGCCUUCACCGUUACGACAAGGUGCGUGAUGGCUCAACGGAUCCCACACCCCCUUACAAGUUGUUGCGACGAUCAGAUGAAAGUCCUGUCAACAGACAUGGAGACAGCACAGGCCAUGGAAAGGCAAAAAGUUCCCACACACUCAGAGGAAAAAAUGGGACAAGCGGCUCUCCUCAGGAGAACUCUCACAACAACAGCUCCCACCACGGCUCUGACUCUCAUGCCACUCAGAGCAAGCCUGCAGACAGGCAUCAGGACCCAGCAGAUGACUGGACAGAACAUAUCAGUUCCUCUGGGAAGAAGUACUACUACAACUGUAGGACUGAGGUCUCCCAGUGGGAGAAGCCCAAGGACCUGUUGGAGAGAGAACAACGACAAAAAGACUCAGUCAAGAUGGCGGCAAACAGUUUCCCCAGGGACAUGGACUACAGACAGGAGGCCUUGCAGGACAAAGCCACAUCAAAGACAACUUCAGGGGACCAGUCCACAUCAUCCAACUCCGGCCAUUCCUCCUCUUCCUCCUCUUCUCAGAGCCUGAACUCUGCUCCUGGUGCUUUAGGUUCCACUCCCUCCACCUUGUCCUCCUCUUCCUCCUCUUCCUCGUCCACGGGCCAGUUGCCCCAGUGUGUCCAGUCCCAGUCACCAGCUCUGCUCCAGGACCCAGCGAUCCUGCAUCAGCUGCUCCCCGCCCUGCAGGCGACGCUGCAAAUGAACAAUGGCAAUAUGGACGUCACCAAGCUCAAUGAAGUCUUGGCAGCUGCUGUCACCCAAGCUUCCUUGCGGUCUGUGCUUAGUAAGCUCUUCAAUGCUGGACCCGCUUUCAACAUCACUGCUCUGCUCUCAGCCGCUCAGCACUCCAACCAAGCCCAGCACUCCAGUCAGUCCCCCGUCUCUUUGACGUCAGAUGCAUCUUCGCCACGGCCCUAUGUCUCGCCACGGAAUGGCACGCCGCAAAGCAACCAGAAGUCUGCUCUGGGUGGGCACCCUGGCAGCAUCACGUCCUCACAAAGCAGAGGUGGUAUGUCUUCAGGCAAACAGGGAUCAGUCACCCUGCCACAAAUGGCAGAGAAGCGUCCAGAGGACCCCAGAACUCUCCAGCAAAGAAGCAGCCAGGAGAUUCUGUGCUCGGGAUCAAACAUAUCCACCGCCGCGUUGCCCCACAUUCCCUCCAGCAGCGGCAGCCAAACCCAGGCCGACAUCCCCGGCUCCUUCACUCCCACCCUGGCAGCUCAUUUCGAUGAGAACCUCAUCAGACAUAUCCAAGGAUGGCCUUCAGAGAACACUGAGAAACAGGCGGCACGGUUGCGGGAGGACAUCCACAACAUGGGCAGCUUGUACAUGUCUGAGAUCUGUACAGAGAUGAAAAACCUUCGCUCCCUGGUCCGAGUCUGUGAAAUUCAGGCCACACUGCGGGAACAGAGAAUCCUGUUUCUGAGGCAGCAGAGCAAAGAGCUAGACAAGCUGAAGAACCAGAACUCGUACAUGGUCUGAGGACCUGAGCAGAGAAUACAGGACUGGGAUGGAUGGAUCAAAAUAACACAAAUAGAGGAAUAGACAUGGACGGCAAUCGGCUACAGCCUGUUUAUUCUCCUGGUAAAAGCAAACCUGAGAGACGCUGUUCAUAACCAGCAGCUGACGAGGUGACACCCAUUCAUCCUGUCUUGUUUUGUUUUUUUUGUUUUUUUUGUUAGUUUCCAUUAUUUUAAGUUAGUUUUUUUUUCUACUGUCCACCACAUGACUUGUUCUUUCUGAAAAAGGUGAAACUGUUCAUUCACCAAGUCGGACACUUUAACCAGUGGACACAAAAGGACCUGAGGGUUUUUUUUUGUUUUUUUUUUUAUUUCAAGCGGCACCUUUUGGACUGUGAACCUUGGAUUGUGUGUAUUGUAUUGGGUUAACUUGUUUUCUGGUGUGUUUUUUGAUGUGUAGUUGUCAGGAAAAGAUUACAUAAAUUAAAAGCAGGACCAUCUCAUGAGUGGUGUGUAACAGUUCUCUGGUGGAGGGGGCUUGGGGGGUGGGGGGGCUUGGGUUGAACAAACCUGACCCCACACCUACGACUUCUCCAAACUUCUCACACAACACACACGCAUUGAAACGGACUCAUUCAACUGUUUUCUGUCCAAAUGAUUGAAUCCACAUGAGAUUAGCGAAGACCUUUGGCCAGACUAAGACUAUACCAGAGAGUGUGUGUGUCGCUUCUUUCAUCCCGCUCGGUUUGGACUCUGGGACCAGUUGGUUUUCGACAAACACGCUCCAAAACAUUUCCCUACAUUAUCGGACCUAGGUUUGGCUGCUAGUACGUAUGAGGCUGCAUUCGUUUGUAGCCCCGCUGGCCAUUUUCUUAUCCCCCCUCUUCUGCAAUUUGUCUUUUCUUUUUUGUAUAAUUGUCAGCAUUUUGUUGCUUCCCCCAAGUUGAACUGGGGAAAUAUUUCAUUCCUUUGUGCAUCUUUAGAAAGAGAUUGUGUAAAAGAAUAGACAAGUGACUAAGUUUACAGUCAUUCAAAGCUAAAUUAUUGUUGCACAUGGUUGAUUACGUCCUUGUAGUCAGAAAUGCAAAGAUCAACGGAAAGACUUCUUCGAAAAAAAAGCUUGUCGUUUUAUUUGUCGAGUUCUCACAGCUGCAGCCUCGUCAUCAAACUGACUUUUACGAUGCGUGGGUUUGCGUUUUAUACGAACAGGAAAUAUUAAACAUUAAACUCCAGUCAAACACUUAAACACA